Molecule: messenger RNA, 235 nt
Organism: Paraglomus occultum
Lineage: Eukaryota; Fungi; Glomeromycota; Glomeromycetes; Paraglomerales; Paraglomeraceae
Source: the annotation of a GenBank genome assembly
AUCCGGAGUGAUCAUCUGUAAAAAAGCAAUUUUGGUGCUUAACAAUGAAAUUAAUAGAAUGCGAACUGAAACGGAAUGGAAAAGCGAGUUUCGGUCUCAAGGACAAGAAUCUGCAAGAAGCCACAAAUCAGAAUAUCCCGAAGAUAGUUUUUACCGUCAUCAAAAAACUCCAUUAAAAACUUCGUCAAACAAAAAUCGAGGCUUGGAUCGAAAAAGAAAAUCGGAAAAAAGAUAA